AUGUGCAAACAAAUUUCGAGGUGAGGAUCGCUUAAUUCCGCUGUUUAGUUUGGGGAAUUUGCAUUAGAGUUUAGACCGAGGAAAAUAAUACGUGAAGGAAAUUGAGACUUUCGGAAGUUUUUUUACAAAGAAAUGUGCAAUGCUUGCAAUUUCUGCAAAAUUUUUCAAGUAAUCAAUUAUACCUAGGACACAAAUCAAGCUCCAGAAAUUUAACUUAUGUUCAGAAACGGCCCUGAUAUUUUAUAAUAAUUGGCAAACGGGGAAUUAUGGGAAAUUAUGAGAUAUAGUAAAAAACAGCUUGUCGCGGAAAGGUGAUUUUAUGAAGAAAAAUUUAGUUUACAUGUCGAAUUCGCUGCCAAUAUGAAAACCCCUAACAACAGAUUUUUAGUAAUAUUUCAACUUAAAAUAGUUUCUGCAAAAUACGGGCUAGACAUCCCGCUUCAAAAACGCGAGUGCAAGAUCCAUCGAAAUCUGACCUUUAACGUCAUUUUGUGAACACAUUCAGAUUUUCGCAAUAUCACGUAAUGCUUCCAGAUUGUAUUAACCAAACAUUCAAAUUUCUCUCCAAGUCCCCGCUAAAUGUUCAUUUUAACCAAAUCCCUUUCGGGAAGCAAAUGCAACCGCUGCAUUUUCUCUAAAAUCUUGACUCCGCAUCAAAUAGGUGUAUUGUUAUAAAAAAAUCAAACCUUGCUAAUAACUGCUUUUGGGGGCUGCCUAAAAUUUCCAUAAUGAGUCAGUGUUAAUCAAAAAGCGGUCAAUGCCUCAGGCUGCCUUGCGACUGAGGGUGUGGAGUGUUAUCAUAGCACACCUUUCUCUUUCUUAUCACCGAAAUGAAUUCAAAUAUUUUUUUCCGAUCAGCAUAUUUUUGUCGUUUUGGGUUGGGGAAACACUGACAAAGAAUCAUUUGUUGGGUCAAAAAAUGGACGAGAUUUUCGGUUAGCGAUCUUGAAAACAAGCAAGCGUGCAGUAUAGAGAUUAGUUAGUACUAAAGGUUCGGUUAAAAAAAAGAAGAAUUAACGAGUCGAAAAUUCUUAGGAAUUGGCCAAAUUAUACAACGGAAAACAAACUAAUCGCUUGUAAAUCGCACUUGUAAUUUUAUCGUACAAAUUUCCAAGGGCUUCUGAUUUCAACGAAACCCUCUUUCUUGUAAUUUCCCUGACCAUCCCUUUUAUGGUCACUCUCUAAUCCCCCACAUGACUCGAUCUCCCCCAUCAUCUUCAAAAGCCGUUCAAUAUUUAUUCGCCUCACGUCCAAUAUUUGUAUUCGCUGUGUUGGUCCAUGACCGCGAAAAGAACUUUUCUGAUUCGAGGGCGAACCUUUAAAUCCGGCCCCGAAAACUUUAUUGUUCUCCGUCCAAUGUCAUACCCAAUAUUCCCCAAACAUCCCAAGAUUCCGCGAUAUGAUGAGUAAUAUCAGAAUACAAGAGUUUUAUAUAUUUUUUUACUUUCGGUUUAGACUACAUGUCCCUUUUGCUGUUGAAAACACGGGUUUACUAAUGGUAGGGGGUUGAAAGAGUCCUACAAAGUAAGCCAGAUCAUCCCGCAGUUGCCUCGUGUAAAUUUACCUUUUAGAAAUUGUGAAUGAGACAAGUGCUAAUAGUGAAAGUGCUUGAGUUCCAGAUUUUGAAGUCGUUUUUAAUCUUUUUAUUCCACAAGUUAAUUUUUUUAUAUUUUUUCCAAAAAAAGUUUAAAAUUUUGCAUAAAUUGGGAAAACAAGAAACUCGCUAAUUAUUUCAAGUACAAGACAAACAAAUAAGUCAUUUUUUUUAGUUGGUUGAACGAGAACAUUUUUGUUUCAGAUCAAUGCGCUAUUGGGUAAAUGUGAUUUUUAUCGUCGCCGCUCUAACUUAUUUUUGGUUUUACUUGAUCUCAAACUCAUGGAAAGUCAAAACUGCGCCCAAAUACUUCGAUGUAAGUUGAAAAAAGUCCACAAAAUUUCUGAUUUCUCAUUUUGAAAGCCUAAAAUAUUAGUUGUUUAGUUAUUCGGCCUAGAAGAUGAGAAAUCGAACGUCAAUGAGGUUGUUCUUGAUGAAGGCAACGCAAAGUUUAUGGAAACCUCAAACUGUUUGAAUGUGGAGACAGAAACACAACUAAAAGUAAGUCCCGCCCAUAUAAAAAAUUAGUCAUCAAUAUUUCAAUUACCGGCGCUGAUUUUGAUGCACUUUGAACGCAAUUUUGCGUAAUUUUUAUGAGAAAAAUUUCCGAAAUUACAUCGUCCACCGAGGGAAAAAAACAUUCAUACACAACAAACCCAUGUAUUUUAUACGAAUUCAAACCAUUCCAGUAAGAUUUUUGGGACAAAAACGAUGACAAAUUACUUUAAAAAUCUCUUUUGUCUCCCUCUCUAGUUUCAUGCACUAUGGUCAAUUUACAAAUGCAACCCCUCAAUUUUGCAGGUAGAUGGUCAAACCAUUUCAUUUUCUCCCGGCUACAAACCCCCUCCGAAAUCUGACUUGCUCAACGUUUUCCUCGUCUUCCAUUCCCAUUUGGACCCAGGGUGGCUAAUGACGUUUACCGAAUAUUAUGACGAGCAGGUCAGCAGUAUCUUCACCAAUAUGAUCAAAUACCUCAGCGAGCAUCCGGAUGGGAAAUUCAUUUGGUCGGAAAUGUCCUUUUUAUACCAUUUUUGGAUCACUGAAAGCGAGGACAAGAAGAAAAAAGUUAAAGAGUAAGCGAAUAUUACACUCUAACUCGUGGAAAUAAAUUUAGGUUUAUCCAAAAUGGGCAGCUAGAGCUUUGUGGAGCGGCGUGGGUGAUGACGGACGAAGCCACUCCAUACUUUUGGGCGACUAUCGAUAACAUUGUGGAAGGACAGAGAUUUGUCUACGAUACGUUUGAAUAUACGGCUAAUACUUCGUGGUAAGUUCAGAAACGGAGAGUAAAACACGACUGGCACAGUAUCUGUGGCUACGUUUUUUGUUCCUAUAAGGGUCCGAGUAAAACCGGAAAAUAAAGUGGACAAAAUUAAUAUAAGAUCUACCCGAUCAAACAGCCAGUUAUUCAAACCUAGCCAACAAGAAAUUUCAGGUCAGUAGAUCCAUUUGGACACGGAGGAAUGAACCCAUAUCUAAUGUCUUUGGCUGGUAUCAACAGUAUGGUAGUUGGCAGAUUAAAUCAACAUGUUAAGAUCGAAAUGCGAGAACAUGCAGCUAUGAUCUUCAAAUGGGCUCAGCCUUGGCAACAGGUACUCCUUUCAACUUUCUCCUUCAUUUCACGCAGCCUGUUAUAUUAUACAUGACACUAAUGUUAAAUGUGACAUCAAAAAAGCCUAUUAUAACUUCCAAUGUCCUUUAGGGAAGAGAACAGAAGAUCCCCACCGUCAUGUCCUUGCCAGACGUAUACUACACAACUUCCAAUGGCUGUGGAAUCAACGGAUCAGUAUGUUGUCAAUACGAAUGGGGCACAAGUUCAAGAUCAUUCUGUCCGGAAAAGAAGGAUAUAAAGAAAACGAAUGUAGAGUUUAUGAGCAGACAGCUUGUCGAGCAAUUCAAAACUUAUCACGUAAGAGAUUGCAGCAAUUCACUAACCUUACCCCCAACUUGCAGCGAUUUUACAACGGAGAUUCCCUGUUAGUAGCAGUCGGAGACGACUUUUACUAUCGGUAUUCAGAUGACUUUGACUCGAUGUACAAGAAUUACAAGCAAAUCAUCGAUCAUGUCAACGCGAAUCCGGAGUACAAAACGAAAAUUCAGUUUUCGACCCUUGGCCAAUACUUUGAGCACACCAAGAAAACCUUUGCAAAACCACCAAUUCUGCGGGGAGACUUCUUCCCAUACACUGAGAAUAUGAGUGGAGGGCAUCCCUAUUGGUCCGGCUACUUUGUACACCGAGGGAAUUUCAAGCAAAUGGAGAGGAAAGCCCAGGUAUUCACAUUCGAUUAUAUUGUAAUAGGUAAACCAGUCAAAAUUUUGAAGAACAUAUACGAGAAAUACAUCCAUAAAAAUUGGAAAUUGAAUUCCAGGGCUAUUUGAGAAGACUCGAUCUAAUUAGAGCUUUAUUUGGUGUCCAACACGAUUAUGACGAGCUAACGUUACACAGAAGGAACCUCUCCCUAGCACAACAUCAUGACUCGAUUACGGGCACAAGCAAACCUCAUGUCAUGGCGGACUAUCGCAAACGGUAUGAGACAAACCUAGUCGUGAAAUUGAAUCAGAAAAUAAUGUGGAAUAACACGAAAUAUAUGAGAGUUCUUUCAGGUUAUACAAAGCUGUCACUCAUUUUGCCCAAAAAGAAGCCGAAUACCUGGCUGGCGGAGCUGUACACGACGUCUACGAUGAUGGGCAAAUAUUCCAGUUCAAUGAGACUAUGAAAGAGUAGGUGACUUUACACCGAACUGGAUUAAAGGGCUUGAAAUAAUACGAAGAAAUGCUUUGUAUUACAGAAAGACCCUCAUAAUCUUCAAUCAGAACACUGAAAGCGAUGAAAAAAGAGUUACCAUCACCACAAACACGCACAACAUGGAAAUACGGAAUGAAUCAGGAGAAAUACUACAAGUUCAAGCUUUUCCCGGUGUCAACAAAGCUGUAAUGGAGGUGGACAAGGACUACUUUGAAGUAAGUUGAACAAUUUUUAGGGUUGCGGAAUGUCAAAAUUUUAGGCAUUUCGUCGCAAAAUUUAUUGUUUUUAUUUUUUACCUUUUUCAUGAAUUCACGGCAGUACUACGUUCGUCGUAUUUUAGAUCGUAUUCUACUUAAAAUGCCGCCCCUUAUCCUAUCAAAAGGUUACGAUUACUCGCUUGGCUGAUGGACAACGAUCGCCGAAAACACAUCUCAGCGAGGCGAAGGAAGUUUCUGAUGGCGAAACUCUGAAGAUGCCGACGGAAAAGUUCGCGAUGUCCCUUACAAAGGGGAGGAUAAGUGUAUGUUCAUUUUUCUUCCAUUUUUCCGAUAGAUUUGCAAAAUCAGAUUAGGCGUGGACAGUGGUCAUCGAUAAUAUAAAUUGACGUUAUCUUCGUUGUCUUCGUCUCAGUUCUCAGGUCAAAAUUCGGAAAACGUUUAUUUUUAUGGCCAUUGGCACUUAUUUAAACUUCAGAAUUUUUUAACGAUUCAAGAUUUUUGUUCACAACAUUUAAUUUUAGGUAGAAGGAUCUUCAGAAAAGGUCAACGUUGGCUAUGGUUAUCACACAGAUAUGGGUGGAGCAUACGUCUUUAAUCCACUGUCCGCUUUGAAGGCUAUUGCGAGAAGCCGCUGUAUUUUCUUCACUGGACCGCUCACUUCAAGACUCUACUGCAAGCUUGAUCCUAAGAUUGAUAAAAAGUCACCAGUUAUUGUGGAGAUGAUUGAAGUCGAUAACAAACAGCCCAGUGAUGCUGUGCAAAUCAAUUUGGAAGUGUUCUCCCAACUGAAGGAUCUGAAUGGGCACACUUUUAUUUUAAAGGUUGGUAGUCAUGUACAAGGGAACACUACAAUAUGGACGGAUGUAAACGGGUUGUAUUUGAAUGAACAUAAGAUGAAUCGGUAAGUCCAAGGCUACCUUCUUUGUUUGUUGAAGCUUACAAGUCUUUCGUGUGAGACAUUCACUGUCCCUUUGAGUCUUGCAUGCGGAUUUUGGGGCCACCUAGAAAUUCCCGAAAGUUUGUAAACGCUUCAAAGCUCCCAUUUUUCGACGACAGCUUCUAAGAUGUUAACUAAACGAUACCCCCAUUAUUAUUGCAUUAUAAUUGGUUUAGGUCCCUUCCAAUUGCCGCAAAUUAUUUCCCAUCUCCCUCUGAAUCGAUGGUCCAGGAUACGAACAGUAGAUUAACGGUGUUGGCAAGACAAUCGACUGGUUCAACGGUGGAUGAGAACGGGGAAUUGCAUUUGUUGUUGGACCGAAGUGUCUAUGGUGAAGAUGGAAAGGGCCUUGGAUUGGGCGAAGCCAAAACUGUAUGUCAUUCAUCAAGCAACCGGCUAAAGACCAUUACUAGCCUGUUUUUGAAUCGGUUACUUUGAACUUUUGCUAACAUUUAUUAAAUAUUUGAAUUGAUUUAAUCCAAUUUUUCAGGAAGAUCCUUCGCACUUUAAGGCCCGAAUAAUAAUCGAAAAGGUUGCUGACCCUAAGGACGACACUAUUUUCCACUCAAAAUUUGUCGACCGCUCCCUUGAAGAUCUUCUCCAUCCCAUUGGAAUUGUUGCCAAAAAGCCGGAUUUCUCUCCAAAAGUAAUCCCGGAAAUUUAUUGGCCAUGCAAUCUCCAGCUCAUAAAUCUACGACAAGUCAAGGAUUUUCAUUUGUUGACGAUUCGGAAGUUGGAGUUUGACUGUUCAAUAAAAUCGACCGAAAAAUGCGAGAUUGAAUGGGUAAGACAAGGUUAUUUCAGUUUCUGUUUGGCGCUGAAAUUUCGUAGAGCCAAGAAUUGCUUGAAUUUCUAAAACUUUAAAUUUCAGGACAAACUGGAUGCCACUUUGAAGAAAAUUGUGCCAUAUGACCACCCUAAAUUAAUAUUUUCAUCCCUCUCGGCUGUCAACGAAGAUUCAAAUGAAGAAUACUCGAUAGAGCGGCUACAAGAGAAACUAACGCCUUUUGAAAUAGUCACUGUCAAGAUUUCCCAAGGAAUCUAA
Molecule: messenger RNA, 6537 nt
Organism: Bursaphelenchus xylophilus (pine wood nematode)
Lineage: Eukaryota; Metazoa; Nematoda; Chromadorea; Rhabditida; Aphelenchoididae
Source: the annotation of a GenBank genome assembly